AUGGAUUCACUCAUCAACGCUGGCAAGGAGUACCUGUCGGAGCAGCUGUCAGGUUCAGGCUCCGGCUCCCAUCAAGGUCAAGGCCAAGGUCAAGGUCAAGGCGGCCAUCUUCCUCCCGGAAACAUCCUGACUCGAAGCUCGAUUCUAUAUACAGAUGCCUACGGUGGUGCGUAUCCUGCCGGCGGCGACUUCCACCACGAAGAUGAGGAGCUGCGCACCGCUCACCAGCAGGCCUCGCAGUACGCUGGCUCUUCCGGCAACAGCGAGAUCUUCUCCAGCGUCAUCAACUCCAUCAGCCAGAAGAAGGGCCAUUUAGCCAACAGCGACAUUGAUGAGCAGGAGGCCAUCCGCAAGCACCAAGAGACCUACUCUCAAGACACCAGCGACCUGAGCUCCAACAGCCUCGGCUCCGCCGCCGCGAUGCAGGCGCUCAAGAAGUUUACUCAGGGCGAGACAGGCGGCAACCAGAGCCAAGGCGCGUUUCUAGGCUUGGCCCUGUCUGAGGCCAGCAAGCUCUUCGACGCCAAGGCUGCCAAUGGACAGGUAGCUUCCGAUGCCAGCAAGGAGUCUGUCAUCCAGCAGGCCGGCGAGAUGGCUAUGAAGAUGUAUUUCAAGAGCCAGGGCGGUAGCAACCAGGGCGGUGGCGCGUCUCAGCUGUUGAGCCUCGCCUCCAAGUUUUUCUAA
Messenger RNA from Trichoderma gamsii, 684 nucleotides. RefSeq lists its product as hypothetical. The record is from RefSeq and is a predicted model, not a curated record. Bases 1 to 684 code for a protein of 227 amino acids. The transcript is spliced from 5 exons. Lineage: Eukaryota; Fungi; Ascomycota; Sordariomycetes; Hypocreales; Hypocreaceae.